Messenger RNA from Arvicanthis niloticus (Nile rat), 4070 nucleotides. RefSeq names its product solute carrier family 25 member 37 (gene Slc25a37). NCBI's taxonomy places the organism in Eukaryota, Metazoa, Chordata, Mammalia, Rodentia, Muridae. Gene Ontology annotation, molecular function: ferrous iron transmembrane transporter activity. Gene Ontology annotation, biological process: iron import into the mitochondrion. Gene Ontology annotation, cellular component: mitochondrial membrane. The record is from RefSeq and is a predicted model, not a curated record.
GGCCUGCCUCUUCUUCUCCAGCUAUUGGUGCUUCUGGCCGCUCGGCUCCACCCCAGCCCGCCAUGGCGUCAGCCGCCUCAACCCGGGGGAGGAGGUUCCCACUUUAAGAAGUGAAGUUUUCCUCCCCCUCCCCCUCCUGCCCACCUCCUGCCGCCUCCCGCGCCCCGCGGGGCCGCGGAUGGAGCUCCGCCGUGGCGGCGUGGGAAGUCAGGCUGCGGGCCGGAGGAUGGAUGGGGACUGCCGCGAUGGCGGCUGCGGCAGCAAGGACGCCGGGUCGGAGGACUACGAGAACCUACCGACCAGCGCCUCGGUGUCCACCCACAUGACAGCGGGAGCGAUGGCCGGGAUUCUGGAGCACUCCAUCAUGUACCCGGUGGACUCCGUGAAGACACGGAUGCAGAGUUUGAAUCCAGAUCCCAAAGCCCGGUAUACAAGCAUCUAUGGCGCCCUCAAGAGGAUCAUGCACACUGAAGGCUUCUGGAGGCCGCUUCGGGGCCUGAACGUGAUGAUGAUGGGUGCAGGGCCGGCGCACGCCAUGUAUUUUGCCUGCUAUGAAAACAUGAAAAGGACUUUAAAUGACGUUUUCAGCCACCAAGGAAACAGCCAUCUAGCUAAUGGGAUAGCUGGGAGUAUGGCCACCCUACUCCACGAUGCAGUAAUGAAUCCAGCAGAAGUGGUGAAACAACGCUUACAGAUGUACAACUCACAGCAUCAGUCAGCCCUCAGUUGUAUCCGGACAGUGUGGCGGACCGAGGGGUUGGGGGCCUUCUACAGGAGUUACACCACACAGCUGACCAUGAACAUACCCUUCCAGUCUAUCCACUUCAUCACCUAUGAGUUUCUGCAGGAGCAAGUCAAUCCUCGCCGGGACUACAACCCACAGUCUCACAUCAUCUCAGGAGGCUUGGCCGGUGCACUGGCUGCAGCUGCCACCACCCCGCUGGAUGUCUGCAAGACCCUCCUCAACACGCAGGAGAACAUGGCACUCUCCCUGGCCAAUGUCAGCGGCCGGCUGUCAGGCAUGGCCAAUGCCUUCCGGACGGUGUACCAGCUCAACGGCCUUGCUGGGUACUUCAAAGGCAUCCAGGCUCGAGUCAUCUACCAGAUGCCUUCCACCGCCAUCUCCUGGUCUGUUUAUGAGUUCUUCAAGUAUUUUCUUACGAAGCGGCAGCUGGAGAAUCGAACUCUGUACUAAAGGAACGGGGCAGUGGGAAGUGGUUCCGGCAUCUUUUGUUCCAGCUUCAUCCUCUUGUUCUUGCACCCAGGUCUGGUCCUGAAGGGUGCUUGCGCCGGGCCCUUGGUUCCCUGGUGCCUUAGAAAGGGAGGACCGGCCUCCACUGACCAGCACGCUGUCUGUGGGGACAUCUGAGGUGGUGGUAGGCGGGAGAAACUUGGGGAAAGGGAGAAGUUGUUUUUUUCUCCUUCUUCCUUGAGAGUAAUGUAGCUUUUCUGCCUCACUGUGGUCUUCUCCCUAGAUCUUUAGAUCACACCGAAGAGGCAAACAGUGACACAGUAAAGAAAAAGUUUAUGUACAUAAAAGUACCAUUACCCAGUCUGAAAUAGGUGGAUAAUGUUUAUCCUUUAUUUUUUUACAUAGAGAUUUUUGAAAUUGUGUGUGCUUGUGUGUGUCCAUAAAUAAUACUAGAGCUGGGAAUGAUGGACUUUUUUGUUUUUUUUGUUUUUUGUUUUUUAAAUAAGAGAGUUGAAUUCUUCCAUCAUGAGAAGUAAAACAAACAACAAAAAACACAAGGAAAAAAGGCACCAAAGUAAUAAGUGGCUUUAUGUGGCCUGAAAUUGUGUGUAGCGCCCCUCCCAUGGGAGUUUAACUUGAAUGUAAAAUAAUAAAUACAAAGUUUAUAUUUUGAAUUUCUCUUUUCAUGGGGAAAAAAGGUACGUUGAAAACAAAUCAAAAUAGUCUAUCACUUGGAGCUGUUUUUAAAAAAUACAGUCACCCUCCCUCCCCCCCCCCCCGCGUGCCUUUCUGUCUUUUCUAAGACUUCCAGGACCAAAAAUAGGGUCCUGGAGCAUUUUCCUCCCUCUGUGGACACCCCCCAUACAGUCCUCAGCAGCCUGGCUGUCCCAGUACAAUAAGAAUGACUGGCCAUAGCCUUCCGUGUGAGUGAUGUGAAUGUGCGCCUCCCUGGUCAGCUCUUAGCACUAGAAAUGCCACCAUCUGCCUAGUGACUCGGUGAGACAAUUCCUGCCUUUGUCUUAGGACUAAUUUCUGUAAGCAGCCUCCUUCUUGGGCACUUCUGCUAACCUGGUCUAUAAAUCUUUAUAUCCCUCCCCUGUCGACCCAUUUCCCCUGCAGUCUAGGGUUUUUGGGUGUUUCUGUCACUCGUCUGUCCAGUUGCAUGACUUUAACAUCAUAGCCUCUCACUACCCUGAGGCCAGCCCUCCAGCCGGGACUGAUGCCUGCCCGUGACCCUCUGCCCCUCCAGAGCUGCCCAGCAGCCUUGUCUCAUCUUGUGUCACUUAAGAACCUACAUCCUCUCUGCUUUAUCUUCUGAAAUGGAGCCAGACCAUCUCAGAGAAAACACAAGCCUGUGUUUGUGUUGUCCUGUCUCCCUCUUCCAGCUGUCUCUGAGUAAGCAGGGAAGACACUUGUGUUUUCAUUUCCGUGGCCCUGGUUUCCUUUGGAAGCCAUGACUAGCAUGUUCCCUCCCUGAAGAGGCUUAGAGCUUGAGUUCCCAUGGAUGGUCAUGCUGCCUGGGAAGAAAUUCAGCUUGUGCUUGGAGAAUUUUCAUCUUGUGCCUAUGUACCACUCACUCAGUGGUUACAGACUUUUGGUUUUGUCCAGCAAAGUUACACACGGGUCAACUGACCUCCUCCCCCUCCCCCUCCCCCUCCCCCUCCCUCUCCUUUUCCUUCUUCUUCUUCCUCCUCCCUCAAGUACUUCCAUGUGCUCCAUGAGGGCUUCCUGGCUGGUUGCAAGUUUCUGUCUUACUGAUGUCCUGGGCUGGCUGUCAAAUUGUAGAGUCCAAAGUCAAAUUUAAAUCAAACCCUAAACUAUUCCUACACCACCCUUUGAUACAUUGGUGACUAAUCCUGCUUCAAAGACAAUAUUUUCCCUUGGAGUUUUUUUUUACAAUUAUCUAAUACUGGGGUAGCCCCUUCGGUCAGGGACUUGUAAGGUAGGACCAAGACUUCAGGACUCUGUGGGUCCUGUCCUGGCUAUCCCCUCCCCAUGAUUGGUGGGUCUGCAGGAAGACAGCUUUUUAACCUGCCUGCCCAUCCAGUCAGCCUAAGGUUGAGCCAGUGAUGACUCUGUGAAAAAGUUGUUAAAAGUUGGGAAGCAUUCAACAAAAAUUCUGUGGGAGUCAGUCCCCUCUGCUUAGCUCCAAAGUUGAAAUUUUUCUUGAUCCCCCCACACAUGAUAGCCUGUGUGUUGAUUGUAAUUUUUGAUAUUGCAAAGUUCUAGAUAGGAAAAUGUUUCCCCUUCCAGUGACCAGAUUAGGAGAGUUAUAACCUAUCUUGGUCAUUGGCAUCUUUGGAGUGACAUCCAAGGAUGUACCAACCCACCUGGGUACAAUGAUAAUACUUUAGUUGUAUGUGUGCGUGGUGUGUGUGUGUAUGUAUGUUCAGGUCAUGUGACAGUCAACCAUUUAAUAGAUGUGUGUUAAUUUAUUAUAGACAAAUAUUGAUCUUUUAAAAAUGGGAUGCUCUUAAUUCAUGACUUUUUAAAGAAUUGGAUUAAAUAUAGCUACUUUUAUGUGUGCUUGUUCCCCUCCUCUGCCCCCCUCCUCAUGUCUUAUAACUAUUGCCUUCCAAUGUCACCCCAAGGCUGUAUCCCCAACAUACUGCUAUGCCAUUAAGGUUUUAUUUAACUUUAUUUAUGGAUAAUUGUGUCUGUGAACAACAAAUGCGCCGCUGCCGGUCGCACAGUGUGUGGGAUAAGAGUGGCCCAAUUUUGCUUUCUGGAUGUCUUAAAAAUGCCUGUGGUCAAGAUUGUUUUUGCCUUUGUGGCCUUUGUGUCUGGGGAGCAGCAGUGUGUUCACAUGCCUGAGUGUCUGUUGUGCUGCUACAGUUGUAACACUGGAGCUGGAGAAAAUAAAGCAUUGAUCCUCAAA